Messenger RNA from Chenopodium quinoa (quinoa), 1683 nucleotides. Its product is annotated as pyridoxal reductase, chloroplastic-like. Bases 352 to 1464 code for a protein of 370 amino acids. The record is from RefSeq and is a predicted model, not a curated record. The transcript has 9 exons. Gene Ontology annotation, cellular component: cytoplasm. NCBI's taxonomy places the organism in Eukaryota, Viridiplantae, Streptophyta, Magnoliopsida, Caryophyllales, Amaranthaceae.
ACAUUGGCAUGCGUGUCAUGUAAUUAUGGGGCACUCAAAAAAGCAGAGGGAGUACAAUACAAGCAAUUAUAGGUAUAUCAUACAUUACUGGAAAAAAAAAAAUUCGGAUUAUUCGGAGGUUCGAUUAAAUGGACCGAUCUCGGAUCCUAACAUUACGAGUCGGAUUGAACUUGGAUUUUCGAAUUCAAAUCCGAGUCCAGAGUUCGUUUACUAAACGGAUCGGAUUUGAAUUUAGCACAUCUAACCCAAAUUCGAUCCGUUGCCAUUCCUAAUCCCAAUUCUCAGCAGCUCAUCUUUUCUAUUCCCAAUCCCAAUUUCCCACCACAUACUUACAAGAAAAAGAGAACAACAAUGGCACUAUGUAGUCACUCCACAAUAACAGCAUCAACAGCAACGAUUCACACCAGAUGUUUCAGCGCUUCAAAAGAGGCCAACCUUUCAAAACCCUCUUUGAAGCUUCCCCUUGUCUGGCCAUGGCAAAAGGUCAAAGUGGGCCCUCUUAGUGUUUCUCCAAUGGGGUUUGGUACCUGGGCAUGGGGGAAUCAACUCUUGUGGGGUUACCAAGAAUCAAUGGACAAUGAGCUUCAACAGGUUUUCAAUCUUGCUGUUGAUAAUGGCAUCAAUCUUUUUGAUACCGCUGAUUCUUAUGGAACUGGGAAAUUAAAUGGGCAAAGUGAGAAGCUUUUGGGCAAGUUUAUUCGUGACUAUAAAGGGAAGAAAGGAGUACGGGAUAAUAUUGUAAUUGCAACAAAGUUUGCUGCAUAUCCAUGGCGAUUAACUCCGGAACAAUUUGUGAAUGCUUGCAAGUCUUCUCUUGAUCGAAUGGAACUUGAGCAAAUUGGGAUAGGGCAACUGCAUUGGUCAACUGCAAAUUAUGCUCCAUUGCAAGAGAUGGCUCUUUGGGAUGGAUUAGUAGCAAUGUAUGAGAAGGGGUUGGUUCAAGCAGUUGGUGUAAGCAAUUAUGGUCCUAAGCAACUUGAAAAGAUAUAUACAUAUCUCAAUGAUAGAGGAGUCCCUUUAUGCUCUGCUCAGGUGCAGUUUUCUUUGUUAAGCUUCGGAGAUGAGCAGAUGGAGGUAAAAAAAAUGUGUGAUUCUUUGGGCAUCCAGUUAAUUGCAUAUAGUCCUCUUGGGCUUGGGAUGCUUACUGGAAAAUAUACUCUUUCAAAUUUGCCAAGUGGGCCCAGGUCCCUGUUGUUCCGGCAAAUCCUCCCAGGACUGGAACCUUUGCUGCAUUGUUUGAAUGCAAUAGCUAGUAGGCGUCAGAAAACAAUGAGUCAAAUAGCAAUUAACUGGUGCAUCAGCAGGGGUACGAUUCCCAUACCGGGUGUCAAAAAUAUCAGACAAACCCAUGAAAAUUUGGGUGCACUUGGUUGGCGUCUCAGUAAGGAUGAAAUGACUCAAUUGGAAGAUGCAGCACGCCAAUCUCCUAGAAAGAUGAUCCAGAAUGUAUUUCAGACCAGGUAAUCCCAAUUUCUUGCUUGCAAAUACAUACAUGGCGAAAAUUCCAGAAGAUGAUACCCAUCAUGUUGAUAAAGGUAAUUCAAUUCAAUUAUGGGUUUUUGGCAACAUGUGAACUCUCUUUUCUGAUACUACAAUCUAGUUCAAUUUGACCUGUUUGGUAAAUUUCAAAUGCUUGUAAAGAGCUAGAAGAUGAAGAAAGUACAUUAUAUCCUUGCUAUACUA